Messenger RNA from Aspergillus clavatus NRRL 1, 198 nucleotides. RefSeq lists its product as uncharacterized. The transcript is spliced from 2 exons. The record is from RefSeq and is a predicted model, not a curated record. Bases 1 to 198 code for a protein of 65 amino acids. Lineage: Eukaryota; Fungi; Ascomycota; Eurotiomycetes; Eurotiales; Aspergillaceae.
AUGAGUCCGGCGGUCCAACCAUCGCUUUCACUAUGGGCGCGAGAUAUAGUUGGUGACCUGAAAUCAGCCCCCGAUACAUUCUCGAGCUGGGACAAAUGUAUGGCGAAGUCUUACUGCAAUGCUGCACAGGUUGUUGCCGGUGCUGUUCAUGCUGCUGUCCUUCUCCUCGAGAUAAAGCCUCGAAGACAAAGUAUCUAG